Erythranthe guttata (spotted monkey flower) is the source of this 1228-nucleotide messenger RNA. RefSeq names its product 26S proteasome non-ATPase regulatory subunit 14 homolog. Gene Ontology annotation, molecular function: metallopeptidase activity; protein binding. The record is from RefSeq and is a predicted model, not a curated record. NCBI's taxonomy places the organism in Eukaryota, Viridiplantae, Streptophyta, Magnoliopsida, Lamiales, Phrymaceae.
AAAGAAAUCAAACAAAAUUCUACACAGCAAAAAAAAAAGAAAAAGAAAAAGGAAAAUCAGUCGGAGAAAAACGAGAUGGCCGGCAUGGAAAGACUGCACCGAAUGUUCGCCGGAGCCGGCGGCGCCCUCGGCCACCCACCGCCAGACUCCCCAACACUCGAUUCGUCCGAACAAGUCUACAUCUCGUCCCUUGCCCUUCUUAAGAUGCUCAAACACGGCAGGGCUGGGGUGCCGAUGGAAGUGAUGGGUCUGAUGCUUGGUGAGUUUGUGGACGAGUAUACAGUUCGUGUGGUGGAUGUUUUCGCCAUGCCUCAGAGUGGAACCGGGGUUAGUGUCGAGGCCGUGGAUCACGUUUUCCAGACUAAUAUGCUUGACAUGCUUAAGCAAACUGGCAGACCUGAGAUGGUUGUCGGUUGGUACCAUUCACAUCCAGGAUUUGGAUGCUGGCUUUCUGGUGUUGACAUCAAUACUCAGCAGAGUUUUGAAGCUUUGAAUCAGAGGGCGGUGGCAGUGGUGGUCGAUCCAAUUCAGAGUGUGAAGGGGAAGGUUGUAAUUGAUGCCUUCCGUCUAAUUAACCCCCAAACCAUGAUGCUUGGUCAAGAGCCACGACAGACAACAUCCAACCUUGGGCAUCUCAACAAACCGUCUAUUCAAGCUCUGAUCCAUGGUUUGAACAGGCAUUAUUACUCCAUAGCAAUAAAUUACAGGAAGAAUGAACUUGAGGAGAAGAUGCUUCUGAAUCUUCACAAGAAGAAAUGGACAGAUGGUUUGACUCUUCAGCGGUUUGAUACGCACUCAAAGACUAAUGAGCAGACUGUCCAGGAGAUGCUAAGUCUAGCUGUUAAAUACAAUAAAGCAGUUCAGGAGGAGGAUGAGUUGUCGCCAGAAAAACUAGCGAUCGCCAAUGUGGGAAGGCAAGACGCGAAGAAGCAUCUAGAAGAACACGUCUCGAACUUGAUGUCUUCAAACAUUGUUCAGACAUUGGGUACAAUGCUGGACACAGUUGUCUUCUAGUUUUUUCGGGGUUUUUUUUAUUGCAUAAAUACUGAUAUGCUCUCUGGUUUUUACUUUGCUCUAUGUUCCUUAACAUUUAUUCGUAUGAAAUCUACGGUGAUUUAGCCUAUUUGCAUGUAAUGAAAUCGAUAUAUUUGUGCAUCUUUUCUUAAAUGCUCGGAUUGUCAACUCUCCCUGCGGCGUUGGUUUAUGACAAUUUUGUCGAUUUUCAUUU